Molecule: messenger RNA, 471 nt
Organism: Debaryomyces hansenii CBS767
Lineage: Eukaryota; Fungi; Ascomycota; Pichiomycetes; Serinales; Debaryomycetaceae
Product: DEHA2C04994p
Exons: 1
Coding region: 1-471 (156 amino acids)
Molecular function (GO): protein-disulfide reductase activity
Source: RefSeq, a predicted model, not a curated record
AUGUUACGUACUUUGCCAAUUCGUGUUUUAAACGCAUCGAAGCCAACAUUAGGCUUCUCUGUCACCAGAAGCUCGGCUUUUGGCAUUCAACAUUUAUACAAUAAGAGAUCCUUUUCUUCCGAAGCUCCAAAAGGUAAUGUUCAAGAGUUAGAAGACUUGAAACAAUUCCAACAAUUUGUAUCUAAUGGAGAAAAGGUUUCCGUAAUUGAUUUUUACGCUACUUGGUGUGGUCCAUGUAAGGCAUUGGAGCCUAUCUUUGCUAUGUUAUCCGAAAGAGUCCCAGAAGUUCAAUUCGGUAGAGUAGACGUUGACAAAGCUCAGGAUACUGCCAUGGAAUACGGGAUUACUGCCAUGCCUACAUGUAAAUUUUUCAAAGAUGGUGAACAACUCGAUACCAUUAUUGGCGCUAACCCACCAAAAUUAGUGUCGUUAAUCAAGGAACACUCAGGGGUUGACAUCUCUGGUAGGUAG